Cydia splendana is the source of this 2632-nucleotide messenger RNA. It is a transcript of the gene Rab2, whose product is annotated as ras-related protein Rab-2A. Gene Ontology annotation, biological process: vesicle-mediated transport. The record is from RefSeq and is a predicted model, not a curated record. NCBI's taxonomy places the organism in Eukaryota, Metazoa, Arthropoda, Insecta, Lepidoptera, Tortricidae. Bases 169 to 813 code for a protein of 214 amino acids. The transcript is spliced from 6 exons. Gene Ontology annotation, cellular component: Golgi apparatus. Gene Ontology annotation, molecular function: GTPase activity; GTP binding.
AUUCAUACAUUCAAUCAGUUUUCAGUUUUUCCACAAUGACAAGUUACUUCGACCAGCUGUGAAAUAUCUUAAAAUUGCGUCUCAAAUUAAUAACAAUUGCGCUUUAAAACAUUAACCGUCUUUGUUCUUAUUCGGUAUUUACUAAGAUCUGAAGAAUAAAAGUUCGAAAUGGCAUACGCUUACUUGUUCAAAUACAUCAUCAUUGGCGACACAGGUGUGGGCAAAUCAUGCCUGCUGCUACAGUUCACGGACAAGAGGUUCCAGCCAGUGCAUGAUCUCACCAUCGGAGUGGAGUUUGGAGCCCGCAUGAUCACCAUUGAUGGCAAGCAGAUCAAACUGCAAAUUUGGGACACGGCUGGACAGGAAGCAUUCAGGUCGAUCACGCGGUCAUACUACCGCGGCGCGGCGGGAGCGCUCCUCGUUUAUGACAUCACGCGGCGGGACACCUUCAACCACCUCACCACGUGGCUGGAGGACGCGCGCCAGCACUCAAACUCCAACAUGGUCAUUAUGUUAAUUGGCAACAAGAGUGAUCUGGAGUCGCGGCGCGAAGUGAAGAAGGAAGAAGGCGAAGCGUUCGCCCGCGAGCACGGCCUAGUCUUCAUGGAGACCUCUGCGAAAACGGCCGCCAACGUGGAGGAGGCCUUCAUCAACACCGCUAAAGAGAUCUACGAGAAGAUCCAGGAGGGAGUCUUCGACAUUAACAAUGAGGCGAACGGCAUCAAGAUCGGGCCCCAGCACUCAGGUGGCGGCGCGGCGGGCGGCGCGGGGGGCGCGGGCGCGGGCGGCGCGGCGCCGGGCGGCUGCUGCUAGGCGCGCGCCUGCACACACUGAGGCGGGCUGCCGGCCGCACACCGACACAAGGAAUGGCGCAGCUGUGUGCAACGAACAUUGGUACGAAAUUUACUGCAGGACAGAUCAUGUAUUAGAAUUUUUUGAAUGCUGCAAAUUCGCUUGCAUCUGGACACUCACUUUAAAAUUGUAGCAUGCCGCUCGGGCACUUAUAUAAUACUUAAUAGUACAUAUUAAACAGUGGAAUGAAAAUGACUUAACAUUCGGAUGGUUUACGUUGAAAUCUCGGGGGUGCUAACUUUAAAUAAUUAUAGUAUUUGUUAGGCCUAAAGUCUGCUUUCCAUACUAGUAUUGCCUUUUGAUUGGAUGGACGUCGAGAUUUUUUGUAAGUCGAUCUUAUAAUAAAGAUAAUUCUGCCCAAGUAUGAACUUCCUAUGUAACAUAUUAGGAUUUUUUCCUCACCAUUCAAUACAAAUGUAUAGAAAAAUAUGAGGUGCUUCCAAAAAAACAAUAUUUAACCAAAAACUAACAAACGUGUAUGGAACACAGAUUAUAGACUUUGCAAGACUAUUUGACUAUAACCACUUCAUUAGCAUUACGGGUUUCGAUAAUAGUUAUAAAUAACUACUUGGCGAUACAAAAGGUUGACUCGAUUUAUAGAAAUAAUUAGUACUGUAUAAUUAAAGUCUCAAAUUAGCUCGUCUCUCCUAUCUGGUCUCAUAGUGGCCGUAAUGGGCCCACAGAUUACCAGUUCGCCGGACAAUAUUAGCCUGUCAGCUGUUCGGAACUGUCACCUUUUGCGAUUAACUGACAGGCUGAUAUCGUCCGGCGAACUGGUAAUCUGUGGGCCCCUUUAGUCAUUUUUACUAGAUAAAUAAACGUUUAUCCACUAUGAUGACCAGAAAGUGAGUAACUGGCCUUAAAUACUUAGUAAUAAGACUUACAGUACGAGUCAAGUAUGUACUCGACGACUAUAUAUAAGGGCAUUCUUAGAAAAAAAUAUGCGUUUUUCUGAAAAUGUUCAAUUUGUUUGUUUUUGUAAUUUCUCAGUCAGUAUUGCAUACCCCUAUCCCCCAAUUUGGCAAGCUACGAAUAUUUAUGGACCACAUAUACGAAUGUUAUUAGUUGUGAUUUUAUAUGUGCAAUGUUAGACUCUCAUAAGGGAAUGAAGCUAUGUAUUUUGUGUAUUUUAGUUUUGAAUUUUCACAUUACAUACAUCGCAUUUAUUUACCAAAAACCUAUCCUUCAACUGACUUUCCUAACGAUUAUUUUUAUUCGAAUUUCAUCUAAUUUGUUGUGAUAAACAUAGUAUUUUAUUUACAUAACAAAAAUUUUAAUUUUAUAUGGAUGUUAAUCAUAGUUAAUUCUGUAUAUUUCAAAUUUAUUUGGGCAGGUCUAACUAUUUAUUAAGCGGGGAGUUAAAUGAAAUAUGUAUUAUGUGUUUCAAUGUGUAAUUUAAUUAAGCAUUUUGUACAAUAGAUAAAUAAUCUUUUGUUAGCUAUGUGUUAUGUGUAUAUUGAUUUAGAAUUUGGUGUGACUAAAUUUACAUAAUCUUUUACAUGCCUUGCUUUGAAUUAUUGCCAAAUUUGAUACACAGUUUUCAUUCUUCAAAUAUUUGAUAUACCUAUAAUAAGAUAAAUUUUAACAUCUUCCUAAGAAUCAUCGAGUGGUAAAAAUGUAAUCAAAUGAGAGAACUGCUUGCAAGGUAAGAAAGACAUGAUUACAUAAUAGGUUAUUUUAAGUUUAGCACAUUGUAAUGAUGUAAUAUUUUGUAAGGUUACAAUAUGCGAAAACACAUUUGUAAGGUGUAAUUCAUGAGAGUAAAUGUUAAAAAACAUAA